This is a messenger RNA of Zootermopsis nevadensis, 3551 nucleotides long. RefSeq names its product germ-plasm component protein maelstrom (gene mael). Lineage: Eukaryota; Metazoa; Arthropoda; Insecta; Blattodea; Termopsidae. Gene Ontology annotation, molecular function: sequence-specific DNA binding. Gene Ontology annotation, biological process: regulation of miRNA-mediated gene silencing; spermatogenesis; negative regulation of DNA-templated transcription. The record is from RefSeq and is a predicted model, not a curated record. Gene Ontology annotation, cellular component: P granule; nucleus.
UAAAUGAUCUUUGAUGUUGUUUUAAUCUGACGGGAUUGAUUUCGGGUUUUUAGUAUUUCUAGAGUGUGAUUGAGACAUUCGCCGCGCUAGUCGUAUUUGAAGAACUGUGAAGAAGAAUCAUUACAUUUCGCAUUUAGCAUUGUGGUGGAAGGUUAUAAAGGAGUGAUGCCACAGACUAAGAAAAAGAAGCAACCGAAAAAUGCAUUUUUACUUUUUAUGAUUCACUUCAAAAGCCAGCAGGAAGCAAAAGGUAUCAUGUUUCCUGGUGGUAUGAAGGAUGUUGCUGCUAAGGCAGAACCAAUAUGGAAGAAGAUGGACCUAAGUGAGAAAUGGAUUUAUGAGGAAGAAUCUCGGAAGGAGAAGGAACGAGACAAACUUAAUCUUGAAAACAAAUACACAACAUUUGGUAAGAGCUAUGCGCAAGUUGAACGUGAGAAGAAUGAGGCCAUUGAAGAGCAGAUCAGGAUGACUCAAGAAAUAGAGGUCACAGUGCGGUCACUGGACUGUUGCACAUCCUUACAGACCAAUAAAUUCUACCUGAUCCAUGUGAACUAUUACUGUCGGCACGAGAAGGGAAUGUACACGCCUUGCGAAUUGGCUCUCGCAGAGUUCAAUUUUGUGGAUGGCAUCAGGAGUGUGUACCACACGCUGAUCAACCCAGGCACAAUUCCUCUUGGAUAUAAGUAUGAAGCAAACAAACACUCAGAAGAGACUCAUCAGAUUCCAGUUCCUCCAGAAGAAUUUGGAGGUGAAACAGAUUAUGUUAAAAUCCUUAUCAGUGUCAAGCAGUUUCUCUUGGGACCAAGUCAAGAUGAAUCCUUGAUGCCACCACUGUAUACACAGCCAAACUGUAUAGACGCUGCGAAGGAUGUCCUUUCCAAGCUUGAGGAUAGUAUUCGUGCAGGCUGCUCAAGCGAGUUUGACGUGUUCAGAGUGUACCCUCUCCCUAAGCUGUUUUAUGAACUACGUAAUGCAUGUGUCAGCAACAGGCCUGGGAAAGUAGGUUUUCCAGCAUUCAGCCUAGCAGAACGUGAACUCGAUAAAGAUGUGUUUAACUAUACCAGAGGAAUCUCAUGUGAGUUUCAUGAAGAGACUGAUGCUCUGCCAUUCUGCAGCCUGUCAUGUGUCCGCCGCUGGGGCUUCCUCAUCAUGGACCAUUGUUGCAAAGACUUAGGCAUCCAGCUUGUGGCAGGAAAGCAUUGUCCCAAAGAAGCUGACACAUCACGCUACCUGAAAUUGGCAUAUCAGGCUUCUAGCACGGCUGGAGAUGCUUCACCACAUUCAUCCAACUCAUUAAUGAAGACAAGCUUUGUGGACUAUGGUAGUCUUCUGCCUGAUCCGUCCUCUGCUCAGCAUUUCACCUUGGGAGCCACACCAGGGAUUGUCAGUGUCAGCAAGCAGCCUGAGCCCAAAAAACUGACAUGUCGGGAACCACUAGCACCGCUCCGUCCACCGAAGACCGACUCUGUAGCUUUAAGUCUCAUGACAGAAUUUACAGAAGAAGACUUCCCUGUUCUUGGCUCAUCAAAACAAAGUAAACCUGCCGGUGUGAUGAGAAAUGAGCCAAUUGCUGUAGCAGGCCGAGGAAAGCUAGCUGCCGGUCCUUCUAAACCCGUCAGCCUUGGAAGAGGACGUGGACUUGUUGCCGACUUGGAGAAAGACUUCGACAACAUGCAGUUCAGUUAGCAACAUCAUCAUUACUGAUUUUUUUGUCAGAAUUUCAUUGCUUACUGUGGAAAUAAGAUUGUUUUGUAUUUUUAACACACAGCUGAGGAUUUAUCUUUUAUUUUAUUUAGUCCUUACUGUAUCAUAUCUGACAUAAUUACUCCAUCUUUCAUUUAACCUGUUUUUUUUUAAAAUUUAUGCGUAUUGAGGAAUGGUUUUCUGGAACACCUGAUUGGAUAGUUUGGUGUACCCUCAUCUUAAAGGUUAAUACUUUUGUUUUAAUAUUGGUCAAGUGAAGUGUCAUGUUAUGUUCUACUACUACAAUUUAAGUUUAAUAACAUAAACUUAAAGCUAACAUAGGCUAUGGUAUUUGUUUAAUUUCUUAAAAGUGCAUUUAAAUUUGGAGAUUUGAAGAGGUAAAUUGGUUUAACUGAUGCAUCGGUUGUGAUAGUGGUGUAGGAAUAAUACAUUUGUAAGUUCUAUAGGAAGAUUUCUGUCUUCUGGGUUGUUGCGCUGUGUAAUCUGGUCGAUGGUUACCAACGUUUCAGAGGUCGUACUGCCUCCGUCGUCAGGGCAAUGCAUCUGAUGACCUCUGAAACGGUAACCAUCGACCAGAAUACACAGCGCAACAACCCACAAGACAGAAAUCUUCAUACUCACCGCUGUGAAAACCUCAACUCUUAAAAGUUCCAUAUCCUUUUAACACAAUAGCUGGUUUCUCUGAUUGAUUAUUGGAUACUGCAUGAUAACAUUACUGUAAUUCUUAUAAGGGCAAACUCAGGUUGAAAUUCAGUUUCCAUUGUCCUGCUCCGACUUUUAUAAAAUGUGUGUUUUGUGUAGCAAGUUAUCCUGGUGGCUUCCAAGUUUGCUUAUCAUUCAGAAUCUGAACUUUAAGUAUAACAAAAUUUGAUCCGCUUUUUUUUAUGAAGAUGGCUGUCUUCUGGAUUGUAGCCUUCUUUGUACCUACUGCUGUGAGAACCCCAGUUCCUGCUUAGCAUUUUUUACUUUUGAGAUAAGUAAAUGCAGAUUUUAAUUUCUCCAAGAAGUGUUCAGUUUCAGUGGAAAGGUUAUAAAUAACUUAAGAAGAGAUUUACCAAAUGUUCCUGUGUAUUGAGCAGAAAGAAACAACUGAAAAUUUUCAUAUUCUAUAAUCCUAAAUUCUUUUUCACAAGUAUAGAUACAAAUAUUUUGUUUUGAGGCCAACAUGGUGCAAGAAUUAGUAACUACUUCUAGCAUUAUUUCUUUUUUUGUGAGGGUUGAUGGGAAGAAAGGUUCAAAAUUCCAAUGUCUCGCAACCUCAUUUUAAUCUUUCCUCUGAUGUAACGUAGUACCUGGCUGAAGCAUCUGCUUCUAGAUUCUUGCUAUUCAAAAUACUAUUAGUAUAAACCGAUUUGUGUUUGUAUAUGACUCUUACUUGGUGGUUGUGUGACUAAGAAGUGUUUGGGAACAAAGGAUCCCCUCUAUAUUUUGUCUUUGUUUUAGCAUAAUAAAUUCUCUCAGUAUUUUAUAAUUUACAAAAUGUAAUAUUUUUGUGUUUGACUGUUGUUGCUUCUAUUUGGAAAGAACAUGGACUCUUACAUUCAGGUGAAAUUACAGGUGUGUCUGUGGUACUGUUAUUUAAUUUAUGGAAGUGACUCUAAGUUUUACAUAGUGUUUACUAUUGUGGCACUAUCCACACAUAUGAUAAUGCUUUUGUGUAUUAAUUACUGAUUCCUUUGUUUUCCUGCGUUUUUCUCAUGUACACUUUGUACGAGAUUCCUUCACACUCUUACUUCAUAAUGGUUGUUAAUUGCAAUGAAGUAUUUUUACUGUAUAUUUGUUUAUAUGUGUGUAUGUUUUGUAAUUGUUUUAUAUGUGAACGUUGCAUAUUAAAAAGAUUGCAAUGA